CAGGUCUUUGAAGGUAGCAGGAGCAGCUGUGGGCUAAAGUCCGGCUGUCUGCAGUGUGUUUGCAGCAGAAAUGCUUCUUCUCGGGACAGGAAACAGCCUCUUCAAACACACGCCGGUUCAUACUUACACACUGAGUUAAUAUGGAAAGUGAAAGAGUCCGGAGAGGUGUGGUGGCAUUGCGUCAGUGAUGGAUGUCAUGACUACUCUCUUUUGGAUGCUCAUAUGGCUCCCUCAGGUCCUGUCAGCUAUGAGUAAAGUGCCCCAGCCUGUCAACCUCAACCUGACCUCCAUCCACCUCAUUCACAUGUUGAAAUGGCAGCCUGGACCAGAGACCCCCCCUGGAGUCUACUACAAUGUCACUGUCAACACAGACAAGGGAAAAUACUGGGUGCCAGUGUCUGGCUGCGAGCGUGUCCAGCACCCACUGGUUUGCAACCUCUCAGAUGUCUUCCCUGAACUGAGACAAGUCUACUUAGUCCAGGUGACAGCAUGGCUGGAAGGACAGGCCUCACAACCGCUGACUCACCCAGGAUUUAUUCCCAUCAAAGACACUCACAUGGACCUGCCCCUGCUGACUGUGAUUCCCUGUGGCAGAAACCUGUGUGUGGAACUUCAGCCUCCCAUGGAACAUCUUAGAGAGGCCUAUGAGACACUUGAUUACAAACUCAAGAUCCAGAGCAACAGUGCAGACAGAGCCCAGCUCUUCAAGGACACCAAGUCUCUGAGAGGACAGAUUGUGGAGAAUCUGGCCCCUGGAAGACAGUACUGUGUCUCAGUCUGCUUCUCAGAUAGCUUGGAGUCCAAGAACUCCAACUACAGCCAGCCUGUGUGUGCUUUCACCUCUCGCCUCUAUUCUGCAGACCCAUGGAUCUCAGCCAUGCUCUGCUUGUUGGUGAUGUUCGGUGUGGUGGUCUUUGGCCUGCUGAUCUUCACUGGUUUCAUCUGUCUGAGGAGGAGACCACUACCGCUGGUCCUGACCUCCGUCCAUCACGUAGACGUGGUCCUGGUCGUCACUCCAUCCAGAACGUCUCUAUCCUCCCUCCUGAAUGUUAAAGCCACGCUGCCCUCUGCAGGUGAGAGGAGGAGCAGCUGCUCUUCGUCAGAGGAGAGUGAUGGACAGGGUGGGACAGAGAGUAACGGAGACAGCAGAAGAGGUUAUAAACUGCGGGGGGGCACUAACCUCCUGUCCUCCUCUUCUUCAUCUUCAUCAUCUUUAUCAGCUCCUUUAUCCCCAGAGCCUGAACCACGGCCCGGCGGCUCCUCAAACCAAACAUCAGACCUCUUCAGUCCACUUCAGACUGAAGUUCCUGUUUUAACAGAGACACAUCCCAGUGUUGAAGUGGACCACACACUGAGCACACACACAGACACACACAGUGUGACUGUUGUAACAAUCCACACAGGUAAGGAGGAGGAGGACAGCCAGGACGUUAACCUCCUCACAUUAACCUUUGGCAGCCAUGAGGAAGAGGAGGAGGAGCAUCUUGGUGUGGCCGAGCCAGAGUCUCAUUCAGCCUCAGAGGAGGUCAACAUCACACUAGUUCAACCUUCACAAACCUGGGAUGACCAGGAAGUUACCAUAGAGACCGUCUCCUGCUCUGCUGAUGAUAAUGAUGAUGAGGAGGAGGAGGAGUCUGGAUAUAUGGGGCGUCCAUGUACUAAUGUUUUAAAGAAUUUAUUAUAGUGAUGUUGUCAGAUCAGCCUGAUCAUGACACUGACACUGAGCUGCUCCUCACACAGCGUCGAUGUGUGGGACUACAGUUUGAAACCAGUGAACUUUUCUUAUUGUUUCUGAUAAAGAGUCAGAUCUUAUCAGAGCAGUCGUCUAAAGGGUCAAAGGUCGUCAUGUUGGAAGCAGAUCUGUUCUUCAUGAUAUAUGACUGAUUUAAGCUUGUUACAUUCUUCACAUGUGUUGUGUUCAGUGUGUGUUCUCUGGAGUGGUCCAGACAUGUUGUACAAGCCCUGAACUGGUGUGACUCACAUGUGAAACAUUCUGCUACAUUUACACCAGGGGUCUCCAACCUUUUUCACUCUGAGAGCUACUUUGCCAAAAUAAAAGUGUCUGAGAGCUCCUCAUGUCUAAUAUUACUGGUUACAAUCAUUCACAUAUCCUAUCAAAACACUCAAACUGAUCUCCAAACCAAAGCAGAUCAAUAAGAGCAUUUAACAAGUCUUCAAAUAUCAACAUCCAAAAACAUGUGAAAGUCACAGUAGAGAAAAAUCAGUCAUGAUUCAGUCAGAACUCCCACUCCCCCCCGCCCCACUGGGAGCUCACGAGCCACCUGUUGGAGACCCUUGGUUUACAUUUGUUUAUUUUCUCUGUUCACAACAUUUUUCAAAGCAUCACAGCUUUUUAUUUACUGGGAUGUUUUUUGAUGAAUACUUUUUUAAUGGAUGUAAUAAUUUUAUAUUUUUAUGGUUUUAUUUUCUUUUUGCCAUGGCAGCUUCCAUUCCACAGAGUCACAUCCUCCAUCAUUCCCAGUGUCUCUGUGACUGUGCCACCCCUCUGACUGAGUCCAUCUCAAUCAUGCUCCACUUUGAUUUAGAAAGAAACUGAAACACUGUCAAACCAUGACUGUUGAUAACGGUGUUAACAGACUGAUGAUGCUCAAUGUCCUUCAGUUUGGUGACUCUGACUUGAAAUACAAACAAACCUCAGAAAACAGAGAGAGAGGUUUUGGAUGAGAGAGUGAAGAUGUUCUUGAGACCAGUUCCUCCUCUGAUAGUUUACUGCAAAUCAUGCAGCCUCAUCAGCCAGAUGAGUCACAGCUUGGAGAAAAGGAUCCUCACUGCUGUUUCCAGGAUGCCAGACAGUUCGAUCAGCAGCUGGAGGACUAACCUGAUAAGGGAACACUUGAUAUUUCACACGUUUUUAAUUUUGCUUUAGAUUUCAUACGAAUUCAGCUAAAAAACAGCAGCAAUGAAUGGCUUUUAUUGUUUAAUUGUGCAGUUUCUGUUUUCUUUUCUGCAGAGCAGGGAGCAGAUAUAUUUGAUAUAUUUUAUAUGACAUCAAUGAGAGAUAACUCACAGCUGGAGCAGUAAUCAUGAACUGAGGUAGAAGAAAUCUGAAUGGAGGGAAAGUAGCUACAAUUCAUUUCAUCAGCUGUGUUGUUCUGAAUGUCAUUGAUGAUGUUCACCAGUGUGACUGUGUCUUAAAUGGUAUUUUAUCUUCAAACAUUCUCCCUCAACAUGAGCUGAAAACUGGAAUAGAAAACAGUAGUUUGUCAAACAGGUCCACUGGAUGAGGAGUUACUGUAAAACCUGAGCUGAAACUGUUCGCUGCUUCAGUCAUUAGUUCAUCAAAAGAAAAUGAAUCAACUGCCGUUUUUGAUACUUUGAUUAAUUUAGAGUCAUUUGCCCAGUAUUUGUACAGUCCAUGAUUCAUACAUGUGUUGAUGUUCAUACUUUUCUCUAUUUGUUAACUAGGCCAGUGUUCAAUCAUAUUGACAAUGCACUUAUGUUAUGUUAUGUCAUUCAUACAUUUAUUAUUACAAGUUUCACUAUGCAGAAACAAUAUAAACAAUAUAAUCAAAUUCCAUAAUUGUGACACAUUUGUAUUUUUAUACUGACUGUAAAAUCAUGUAUUACCUCAGUAUCAAGUUAUUCAAUGUCUCAUAUUACUCAGUGUUCAGCCAUAAACACAACAAUAAUAAAGUAACA
This is a messenger RNA of Seriola dumerili (greater amberjack), 3660 nucleotides long. Its product is annotated as interferon alpha/beta receptor 2-like. The record is from RefSeq and is a predicted model, not a curated record. Gene Ontology annotation, molecular function: protein binding. The coding region runs from base 188 to 1684 and encodes 498 amino acids. The transcript has 8 exons. Lineage: Eukaryota; Metazoa; Chordata; Actinopteri; Carangiformes; Carangidae.